Perca fluviatilis (European perch) is the source of this 3012-nucleotide messenger RNA. RefSeq lists its product as uncharacterized. Gene Ontology annotation, biological process: negative regulation of endopeptidase activity. The coding region runs from base 198 to 1262 and encodes 354 amino acids. The transcript is spliced from 7 exons. Gene Ontology annotation, cellular component: extracellular region. Gene Ontology annotation, molecular function: cysteine-type endopeptidase inhibitor activity. The record is from RefSeq and is a predicted model, not a curated record. NCBI's taxonomy places the organism in Eukaryota, Metazoa, Chordata, Actinopteri, Perciformes, Percidae.
AGUCCAGCAUCGGCCUCACAUGUGUCUGUCCAAAACCUGUCUGGAAAAAGCAGGAUUACAGGUCUUGCAAAAUUUAGUCUAAAUGUUAAAUUAUCCACCAGUAUAGGCUUUAGUGAUUCCAUUAGGUAAAUUAGGGUUUUUAUUUGGCCCAAUCUGCGUGUUAGUGUGCGUUUGUGUGUGUCUGUGUGUGUUAGAGGAUGAGUGUGUACCUGCUGGUUCUAUGUCUGGCUUUGCUGCAGCAGGAGGGAAGAGCCGGGCCGGACCGUCCAGGCUGCGGUAGCCCUGAGGCGGUGAGGGUGGCAGAAGAGGCCCUGGAGCAGAUCAACCAGGACCGGACAGACGGAUACAUCCUGAGCCUCAACAGACUGUACGACCUCUCUCACACUCCUGAAAAGGAGAAAGGUGGUUCACUCUACAAACUGACCAUUGAUGUGAUGGAGACCAGAUGCCACAUCACCAGCAGGAAACCAUGGAAACAAUGUGAAGUCAGAGAUAUCGGUGGUGUUCCAGUGUAUGGAGAGUGUGAGGUAUCUGCCUUCAUUGGCUCUCAAGUCACACUUCAAAGCUACUCCUGUGCACUUCGUGAAGUUCCUGCCACUGCAGUGGUGGAUGUGUGUCCGGACUGUCCCACAGCUGACAACCUCAACGAGCCCGUCGUCAAGGAGACAGCCAAUCUCUCCCUGCAGAGGUUUAAUGAAGAGAGCCAACUGGCCAACUACUUUAUUCUGGAGAACAUUACGAAAGCCAGUUCACAGUGGGUUGUAGGUCCAUCCUACUUUGUAGAGUUCACUAUUUUAGAGACGGUGUGUUCAAAGAAAACAGAUGUCAGUGAACUGAGUAACUGCCCCCUUAUGGACUGUCAGUUUGCUCAUAGAGGCUUCUGUGUGGGCUCACACAUGACCGACGAGGAGCAGUUUGAAAUCAGACUCCCUGUCGGAAAAAAGGCCAGCUCAUUUCAGAAACGGAAUCCUGUAGAUGUAAAGUGUGAGAUCUACGAACCUCAGGCUGCCACUGUGGAGGAGCAGGUCCAUGCCAAAGCAGACAGUGGGCACACUGGGCAUCAGCAUCACAACCACACACACCUGCACCCCCACGAGCACAUGCACUCAGUCACACCCAGCUCAGACCUCACUGUCUCCAAGCCCCGGGGCUCCAUCGGGACUGUGGAGGAUCAGCCCGCCCCUGUCCGAUCAGCCCCAGCAGCCAGCUCCUGCCCCGGCCCGCACAGACACAAUCUGGGUUUAGACAGACUCAAGCUCUGAUUGGCUGGAACCAGGACGGUUGUUAUUGAUCAGUUACUUAAACUACUUUUUUCCUGCAUGUUGUAAUUGGUUGAGAAAGACAAGAAAUUGUAACCUAGGACAAAAAAUAAUCCUUGUAAAUGAAUCUGAUUACGUUGAUUCUUUGAUUAAAGCAUUUACAUAGUGGGAAGUUGUAUUGUUUGUCACAUAAUUUGGGAAUUAUUUAGCAGAUUAUGCAAAUAUAUCUUAAGGGGGUUCUGUAGGGACAUUUUAAAAAUUGUACUUUUUCCGCCUUACAUUACAACUUGGUUAUUUAAUUUAGGAUAAUCGAGAGAGGUGGACAGAAGAUGCUCAGUGAAUAAAUGUCCGUAAAUAUGCUUCGAAGUCAUAUCAAAAACAAAAGUUCUCCAGUGAUAGUUGUUUGUAUACCCAUGGGUACAUUGCAAACAGGAAUUGCUGAUAGCUUAUUCAGCAUACUUUUUAAUGGUGCUAAUUUGCCAAAAUGUGAAAAAAAUAAAAUAAUGCCCACAGCUGGAAAUGUAAUAUCCUGUUUACAUCUACCUAAUCAUUAUGGGAAACAUAGUUCCAUAACUUAGAGUGUGAUUAUAGCCCCAAAUUGAAGUAAGGCAAAGAAUAAUGAAUGAUAAAAAAAUGAUACAAACUUUUAAUAUGUUGCACAGUCAAUAUGUUUUGAUAUUAGAGUAGACGGGUAUGUACGGGUUAUGUUUUAUUGAUUAUCAUAAAGAAUUAGUUGUGUAUGGUUGGUGUAUUUCUUAGAAAAAAAGAAACAGUUUCAGUAAUUUCAGCAUUACUAAUUUAAACUAAAUCAUUUGAAAGUGUAAUAUUUCACUUACUUUGUAAAUUUGUAAUAUUAAUCACUGUUAAAUAGGCCUAUUUUUACAGUAAAUGAAGAUGGCAAACACUUUGCUUGCUGUAUGUUUUUUUUCCAUAUUGUUUCUUAUUGUCCAAAGACCAGAUAUUUUAAUGUAUCAGAUUAUAUGAUAGGGAAAAGUGUCCAUCGUGUACAGUACAGUACAGUUACUGACUAAUCAACAUAUACUAGACUUUAACAGCGAAGUUGAUUAGUUUCAAACCUUCAAAAGUGAAAACUCAUUUAACAAUAUUUUUUCUAAUUUUGCAUAAUUAUGUAAUUGAAUUAAAAGUGCUUUCUAACUCAGUGAGGUGAAACUUAGUUGGUGGUAAUGCGCUGCACUGGCGCCCUCUAUUGGUCAGCUGCCUCAGCAGCAGUUUCUGCUGUAGUGAACGUCUUCUUCUUCUUCAUGUUCUUCUUCUUCUUCUUCUUCUUCUGUCUGACAAAAUGAGAAAUAUUUUUAUUUGAAUGGCAUUCACUGUGAAACUUAAGAAUGAUCUUUUCAGCUUGUUCCACUUUCCUACUAAAGAACAGAAAGGUAUUUGGUUGUAUGCCAAAUCAUGUCGAACAAGGAGUAGUGAGAUUAAUGCACAUCAUGGGUGGCACACACACACACACACACACACACACAAACACACACACACACAGUGAUAUUGGAUAUUGUGGAAUCGCUUUGGUGUGAAGCUUCACUUUUAAAAAUCAUAUUAUAUCACAAUAUCAUGUGAUGACCCCUCCCACUUUGUCCCAUGAGAGGGGCCCAUGGGAGCUGGGUAGGAGGGAGGCAGAUGUGUGGUACACCUGGUUCACAUAUGCCUGAUUGACUUUUUCGUCUCUCCUUCGACCAUGAACUUUUUGUUCAAAAGUGAAAUUGAAUUUUUGGUGCUUUUUUCCAAAUUUUUG